Pelobates cultripes (western spadefoot toad) is the source of this 906-nucleotide messenger RNA. The record is from the annotation of a GenBank genome assembly. NCBI's taxonomy places the organism in Eukaryota, Metazoa, Chordata, Amphibia, Anura, Pelobatidae.
AUGAAACUUAAAUUAGAAAUAGCGUCGUUGGAGAAAUAUUGGGAGAAACGUAUUAUCCCGAGAGGUUUACGUAUCAUGUUAAAAUCAGCCACAGAUAAAGAUGAUGAGGAUUUUAAUACUGUUUGGGAUAGAAUCUUAGACCAUUGCUCCUUUGAACUUAUGAACCAUAUCAUAUGCAAACGGAAACGAAUGUUGGCAGUGCUGGAUGAGGAAAUCAAUGAAAUAAAAGAAAUUCUUUCUCCUCACCUGGCACUGCCAGAAUGUAUACAACUCAUGGAAAAAAUAGAGAAAAAAUUAAGUUCGUUAUUCGAGGAGACUGUGUCCACAAAGAAACGUAAAUUUGAUAGAGACCAGGAGGACUUUAGAGAGAAUAAAGUCAGAAGUUAUAAGAGAAAUCAAAAUGAGAGAUCGUUUAAAUCUAGCCCUAGGAGCAAUAAGUACUAUGCCCCCAGAAAUUUAAGAAAUCACAAAACUAUAUAUGCUCCUGAAAAUCCUCUAGAGCAUAAUUAUAUCAGGCGAGGAGAACUACAACCUAAACAAUAUACACCUCAGAGAGUGAAUAGUAGUGAGUGGACUACGGUCACUCACAAGAAAAGAAACAAUUUGUAUAGAAAAAAUCCUUACAGACCCCAAGGGAAAUAUGACUCAGAAACACCUAGGGCAAGCAAUCAAACAAAAAAUUGGCGUUCAUAUAAUAAGUUUGAUGUACUCCAUACAGAAGAGACCGACCGAGUAGGGGCAAAAGAAAACUAUACACAAUCAAAUGAUCAUUUUUUAGGACCAAGAAGCCAAUAUUUCAAUCAGAACUAUCGAGAGCCCCCACAAAUCAACAUAAGAAAAAGACCUUUUUUAGAGGAUGUAGGGGGGGCAAGAGAUAUCACAAGAGAAAAGAAAAUGAAAAGGUAG